AUGAAGUGUCUUGCCAUCUGUAUUCUCUCACUCAUUUGGGUCGUCAAUGCCCAGCAAUCUGCCUAUGGACAAUGCGGUGGGACAACCUAUACAGGACCCACGAGUUGCGUUGCUGGAUACGCAUGCACGUCAUAUAAUCCAUACUAUUACCAAUGCGUCCCAGCUGUUGUCACAACGAAGAGCGUGACAACCACGUUGGUCACUUCAACCACAAGCAAGACCUCAAUAACUGGUGUUACUUCGACCACAAGCAAGACCUCGACAGCCAGUGUUACUUCGGCCAAAACAAGCAGCGGAACGUCAGCCACCACCACUGCAUCUGCAGCUGGGAACCCGUACGCCGGAUACCAGCUUUAUAAGAAUGCGGAAUAUUCGUCCGAGGUGUACGCCUCUGCUAUCCCUUCCUUAACUGGAACUCUUCUUGCAGCAGCCAGCGCCGCGGCAGAAGUGCCAUCUUUCCUUUGGCUAGACACUACAGCAAAGGUACCACUGAUGGGCACCUACUUGCAGAGUAUCAAGGCAUUGAACGCCGCAGGAGCCAAUCCUCCCUAUGCCGGCCAAUUCGUCGUCUACGAUUUGCCGGAUCGCGACUGCUCCGCCGCGGCGAGUAACGGGGAGUUUACCAUUGCCGAUAAUGGUGUUGCUAAUUACUUCGCCUAUAUCGAUUCUAUCCGCGCGCUCUUGGUUACUUAUUCGGAUGUCCAUACUAUCCUUGUAAUCGAACCUGAUAGCUUGGCCAACUUGAUCACGAACUUGAAUGUUGCGAAGUGCGCUGGAGCUCAGAGUGCGUACAUGCAGUGUGUCAAUUACGCACUAACGCAACUGAAUCUUCCGAACGUCGCCAUGUACAUCGAUGCCGGACAUGCGGGAUGGCUAGGCUGGUCCGCCAACAUCGGCCCCGCCGCUACCCUCUUUGCAACCGUAUACAAGAAUGCAGGUGCGCCAGCCUCUCUACGUGGACUGGCAACCAAUGUCGCAAACUACAAUGCAUGGACCAUUAGUCCAUGCCCGUCUUACACGUCAGGCGAUGCCAGUUGCGAUGAGCAGCUGUAUAUCAACGCUUUGGCGCCAUUGCUUGCAAGCCAAGGCUGGUCAGCUCACUUCAUCACCGACACCGGCCGUAACGGUGUUCAACCGACUGCUCAGAAUGCCUGGGGUGACUGGUGUAACUUAAUCGGAACUGGUUUUGGCGUGCGUCCUACCACGAACACGGGCGAUGCAUUAGAGGAUGCUUUCGUCUGGGUCAAACCCGGUGGCGAGGCAGAUGGUAGUUCAAAUUCCACGGCGCCUCGUUACGACUUUCAUUGCGGCUCUAGCGACGCGCUUCAGCCUGCCCCCCAGGCUGGUACUUGGUUCGAGGCUUACUUCGUACAACUUCUUACCAACGCAAACCCGAAGUUCUAA
Messenger RNA from Hyaloscypha bicolor E, 1404 nucleotides. RefSeq names its product glycoside hydrolase family 6 protein. Lineage: Eukaryota; Fungi; Ascomycota; Leotiomycetes; Helotiales; Hyaloscyphaceae. Gene Ontology annotation, molecular function: cellulose binding; hydrolase activity, hydrolyzing O-glycosyl compounds. The record is from RefSeq and is a predicted model, not a curated record. The transcript is spliced from 7 exons. Gene Ontology annotation, biological process: cellulose catabolic process. Gene Ontology annotation, cellular component: extracellular region. The coding region runs from base 1 to 1404 and encodes 467 amino acids.